This is a messenger RNA of Egretta garzetta (little egret), 1863 nucleotides long. RefSeq names its product 2-oxoglutarate and iron dependent oxygenase domain containing 1 (gene OGFOD1). The record is from RefSeq and is a predicted model, not a curated record. Gene Ontology annotation, cellular component: cytoplasm. The coding region runs from base 292 to 1509 and encodes 405 amino acids. Gene Ontology annotation, molecular function: iron ion binding; L-ascorbic acid binding; peptidyl-proline dioxygenase activity. Lineage: Eukaryota; Metazoa; Chordata; Aves; Pelecaniformes; Ardeidae. The transcript has 10 exons. Gene Ontology annotation, biological process: peptidyl-proline hydroxylation; regulation of translational termination.
CAAGCGAUCCUUUCCCCAAAGCUUCUGCGGGUGUAGAGGAAACUAGAGAAAGGCUAACUCCAUACCCCACCACAGCCCCUUUCUAGUUCCAGAGGGUCCUAGAAGCUAGCAGCAGCAACUCAAAGUCUCGGAAAAUGAAGUACAAAUUAUGGAAAAACUGUUGCUGUAGUUCUACCGCUGGUGGCUUUAACAGGGCCCAGCGCUGUUGCAAUCCCCGCACCCUUUCGGAGAUGUGCAGCCCAUGUUUGCACGCCUGCUUCUGUGCAACAGGGUGACGUGUUCAGCUUCCAGAUGCUACAGUUGAGUUUGUGGAGUCUGAUACUGAAACGUCACCUUGAUGUCUUGCUGUGCCACGAUGACGAGCUGGAAGGUCGGAGAAUUGCUUUCAUCCUGUACCUCGUGCCACCCUGGGAGAAGAGCGACGGGGGAACGCUGGACCUGUAUAGCGCAGAUGAACACUUUCGGCCACAGCAAAUUGUCAAGUCGUUAGUGCCUUCAUGGAACACGCUGGUUUUCUUUGAAGUCUCUCCAGUCUCUUUCCACCAGGUGUCGGAAGUUCUGUCUGAGGAGAAGUGCCGGUUGUCAGUCAGCGGCUGGUUUCAUGGCCCGGCAAUAGUCAGACCUGCACACCACACGGAAGCACCCUUGCCCAGGAGCCCACACAUCCCCUACGAUCAUGAAAUCUUGUACGAGUGGGUCAAUCCUGUUUAUUUGGACAUGGACUCCCAAGCUCAAAUCCAGGAGGAAUUUGAGGAGCGAUCGGAAAUUCUCCUGAAAGAUUUUCUUAAGAAAGAAAAAUAUCAACUGCUGUGCGAAGCUUUGGAGAACAAAGGCAUCCAGUGGAGUAGCCGGGGGCCUGCCAAUAAAAGACUCUACGAGACAGCAGAGGAAGACAGCCUCCCUGACAUCCCGAAGAAGUUCCUGCAGUUCUUGCACUCUGAGGCCUUGUUUUUAUUGCUUUCCAACUUCACUGGCCUAAAGCUGCACUUCCUGGCUCCCUCUGAUGAGGAUGAAGAUGCUGGGGAAGGAAGAGCAGCAGACGCUGCUGGGAACAGUGGUCCCAAACCUGAGCAGGAAGAGACUGAACAACACACUGCUAGCGAUCCCCAUCAGCCAGACCAGCCCGACAACAUCCCCGAAGCACAAGACGGUGAGACACAGAACGGCUCAGGUACCCCUGUGUGUGCAGGGGAGCUGAGGCACUGGACCCACGGGCACUAUACUCUCGUCCAUGAUGCUCAAGCAACAGAAUUUGCUCUUGACCUGCUCUUCUUCUGUGGCUGUGAGGACUGGGAUCCCGAAUAUGGUGGCUUUACUUCCUACAUCGCUAAAGGCGAAGAUGAAGAGCUGCUGACAGUGAAUCCAGAGGACAACUGCUUGGCCUUAGUUUACAGAGACAAAGAGACCAUGAAGUUUGUGAAAUACAUCAAUCAUCGUAGCUUGGCACGCCUGAGAAAGCAUCCCAACAGAACAGGAUUUUGGGAUUUUUCCUUUGUCUAUUAUGAGUGACAGUGCACAGUGUGACCGUGUUCACACAGAGAUAGUGGCAGCGGGGGGCAGGGGCCAGAUUUCUACCCGGGCAUUUAGCUGGGGCCUGUCUAAGCCCAGACAAACUUUGCUUCAUUGCACUGUAGCUAAGCUGCUACCAGGUGGGGCCCAGGUGACACAAACGGAAAUUGGGCUUCCGAGCCCACUGUAACACGUGCUGUCAACCACUUUUAAUGCUAUAGGGAGGGGGUCACCAUCAUGCUGCACUGUCGGCUUUCCAGCUGUUCUCUCAUGGAAAUAGCACGGUGGGGUCUAUCUCUAACCUAUCAGGGUGAAAAAUGACAACUGUGCCUUGCCUCAAGCUGACAACUGAUU